CGCUCUCCUGCCUGGAAGUGCUGACAGAUCAAGGCAACAAAUUUCAAUUACAAUCCCUAAUUUGUGUCCGCAGAGUGUUUUUUUUCCCCCCGUGUUAGUCCUCUCGGGCGCAUCAGUCGAGGCAGAUCUUGGAGCAACAGGAGGAGGUGGAGGGUUUGGGAGUCAAGAAGUGCAUCAUUGAGCUCGAGGGAGAGACAGAGGGAAGGAAACUUGGCGGCCGCGUUCCUGCUUCCUCGGAUCCCAACGCCAGAGAGAAAGAGGAAACGGCAAAUUUGUUUUUGCCCACAGCUAGGAAAGGGACAGCUUUCGAGAGGCAUCGGGAACUGUGGAGCGUUUGGGGGGUGCAGGAGGGCGAGCGCGUGCGUGCGCCCCAGCCUCGGGUAUAUGAGAGAGGGGCGGGCGGGCUCGGGGCGGCGGGGAUGGCGGAGAAGCGGAGGGGCUCACCGUGCAGCAUGCUAAGCCUCAAGGCGCACGCCUUCUCGGUGGAGGCACUGAUCGGCGCCGAGAAGCAGCAACAGCUUCAAAAGAAGCGGAGAAAGCUGGCCACGGAGGAGGCGGCGGGGGCGGUGGACGACGCAGGCUGCAGCCGUGGCGGAGGCGUGGGCGAGCACGGCUGUUCCGAGGCCGACGAAGACGCGGCUCCCCCGCCGGCCGCAGCCGGGGCGGCGUCCGGGCCGGCGUCCGGGCCGGCGAGGAGCUGCGCGGACGCAGAGCGGGGCUGUGGUUCCCGAGGAGCGGCGGGCAGCUGUGAGGACGGCUUCCUGCAAGGCGCUUCCCCGCUGGCGUCCCCGAGAGGUUCCCCGAAAGGGUCUCCCGUACCUGGCCUGGCACGGCCGGGAACCCCGCUGCCCGCGCCGCAGGCCCCGAGAGUGGAUCUACAAGGAGCGGAGCUCUGGAAGCGCUUUCACGAAAUAGGCACAGAGAUGAUCAUCACCAAAGCCGGCAGGCGCAUGUUUCCAGCAAUGCGAGUGAAGAUCUCCGGAUUAGAUCCUCACCAGCAAUAUUAUAUUGCCAUGGAUAUUGUGCCGGUGGACAACAAAAGAUACAGGUAUGUUUACCACAGCUCUAAAUGGAUGGUGGCAGGAAAUGCUGAUUCCCCUGUGCCACCCAGAGUCUAUAUUCAUCCAGACUCACCGGCCUCUGGGGAGACUUGGAUGCGACAAGUGAUUAGCUUCGACAAGCUGAAGCUUACCAACAAUGAACUGGAUGACCAAGGCCAUAUCAUUCUUCAUUCUAUGCACAAAUACCAACCGCGCGUGCACGUCAUCCGUAAAGACUGCGGGGACGAUCUGUCCCCCAUCAAGCCUGUUCCAUCGGGAGAGGGAGUGAAGGCAUUCUCAUUUCCAGAAACUGUCUUCACAACUGUCACUGCCUAUCAGAAUCAACAGAUUACUCGCCUUAAGAUAGACAGGAAUCCGUUUGCUAAAGGCUUCCGAGACUCUGGGAGGAACAGAAUGGGCUUGGAAGCCCUGGUGGAGUCAUAUGCAUUCUGGAGGCCAUCACUACGGACUCUCACCUUUGAAGAUAUCCCUGGAAUUCCAAAGCAAGGCAACACAAGUUCUUCAGCUCUACUCCAAGGUACUGGGAAUGGUGUUCCUGCUACACACCCUCACCUGCUGUCUGGCUCCUCCUGUUCCUCUCCUGCCUUCCAUCUGGGGCCAAACACCAGCCAGCUGUGUAGUCUGGCUCCAGCUGACUAUUCUGCCUGUGCCCGUUCAGGCCUUGCCCUCAACCGAUACAGCACAUCCUUGGCAGAGACCUACAACAGGCUUACCAACCAGAGCAGUGAGACCUUUGCCCCACCCAGGACUCCUUCCUAUGUGAGCGUGAGCAGCAGCCCUUCUGUGAACAUGUCCAUGGGCGGCACCGAUGGGGACACCUUCAGCUGCCCACAGACCAGCCUAUCCAUGCAGAUUUCAGGAAUGUCCCCUCAACUACAGUACAUCAUGCCGUCGCCGUCCAGCAAUGCCUUUGCCGCUAACCAGACCCACCAGGGUUCCUACAACACUUUCCGAUUGCACAGUCCCUGUGCCUUGUAUGGAUAUAACUUCUCCACAUCCCCCAAACUGGCUGCCAGUCCUGAGAAAAUUGUUUCUUCCCAAGGAAGUUUCUUGGGGUCCUCACCGAGUGGGACCAUGACUGAUCGGCAGAUGUUACCCCCUGUGGAAGGAGUGCACCUGCUUAGCAGUGGGGGCCAGCAGAGUUUCUUUGACUCCAGGACCCUAGGAAGCUUAACUCUGUCAUCUUCUCAAGUGUCUGCACAUAUGGUCUGAUGAAGCCUUUAAGUUAAACGACAUUUGAAUCUAAUGGAUCUUCCUUAUUUUUUUAAAGCAAUAUGGGGAAAAUGUACAUAUAGUAGCAAAGGAAGGCUCACUGAGUGUUUUUGCUUUCUCAUGGCAAGAUUGUAAUUAUGGCAUAGGUAUAUGCUGUAUAUACAUAGCAUGUAGUAUACUGAAGCCUUCUCUCUGCCUUGUUGAUUUAGUUCCACAGAGUAUUGGCAACAUGUACUAUGUUUAUCCAGAGUAAUCAGACUCUAAAAGCAAAAUGGUACACUUGAAAGUUGAUAAGGAUGCUACCAAAGACCUUUCUAAUCCCCACAUGCCAAGUGAUGGCGUUUAUUACAGCAGUUUCAUACAUACCUAACCAAAGAUUUGUAACUUCAUUUAUCAGAAGAGUGCCCUGAGCAGUCUGCAUUCAAGUGUUGAUAGAUAGUAUUUCGAUCUCUAUUAUCCUUGGACUUGAUGUAAGAAUGUUAAGUACAAAAGUCAGUUAAAUCUUAGUAUAUUUCUGAGGUAUCUGUAACAAUAAAGGCUUAGCUUUACAUUCCUUCUUUUUUUGUUUUUAUUCUUUUCUUUUUGUUUGUUUGUUUGUUUGUUUGAGACAGGGUUCUCUGUGUAACAGCUUUGACUGUCCUGGAACUCACUCUGUGUACCAGGUUGGUCUCUAACACACAGUUAUCAGCCUGCCCCUGCCUCCAAAGUGCUGAAAUUAAAGGUGUAUGCCAGCACCACCUGGCCAUUCCUGUUUAUUCUUAUUUACUGAGACCUUGGGUCUUUAAAAAACCAUAGCUUGUGCUGAUGUUUGUUUUCUGAAGGAAGGUGGAGGACAGUCUUGUGAUUUUUUACUUUCCAAUGAACAGAAAAUCUUAUUUCCUGCAAAAAAAAAAAAAAAAAACCUCUGUUAUUUUGAAAUUGUUGCCCAUUUUAUUUACCUUAUCAAGAAGGCCAUUAAAACUGUCCUGCAAACAUUUUAAAAUUCUAAGUUUCACUAUGGGAUGGGUUGGACUGUAUGACAUGAAAAGUUGCAAAAAAAGAAAAUAUGCAUGCCUCUCAGAUUCUUUUUUCCCAAUGAGUAAAUGUUUAUUUAUUUAUUUUCAAUUAGAGGAAUAGUGUCAAGCACUCCUUAGGCCUUUGUGUGGCUUGGUUUCUUAGAUUAUACAUGUUCAUCUUUGAGCUUCUUGACCCCUGGUCUGUGAGUUAGGAAAAGGCAUAUACACCACUCAUUCAUGUCUCAUAACUCCUACAAAUUGAAAUGUUCCCCCUCCCUUGCCUUAUCUCCCUGUCUGAUUCUUUUCCAAAACAGACAGGUCUUGCCGUUAUGGUGCUAGCUCUGCAAGGAAUUUCAGAGGGUUAUCUCCAGCAAUCUGUCUUAUGGUUGCAGUCAAAGGCCAAAGUCCAUUACUAGAAAGGCCUCCUAGGAGGACCAAGGAGGAAGAUAUUCAUUAUGAUAAGUGAGCUAUAAAACUUUUAACCUCAACAACAUUUUAGCUUUGGAAGUCAAGAAACAAAAACAGGAUUGAUUUCUAAAAGUGCCUGAAAUGAGUGCAAGGCUUAGGAGUUCAGAAGAAGGAACUUUGAGAGUAGAUCCUGAGAUAAACAGGAAGGAGUGAGACAGGAAGGAUGGGACAGCUCCUUUCGCUGAGAAGCUAAAGGGGUGUGUCUACCCAGCUGUUCCAUACAUUUCAUGUUUAACAAACGAAGAGAAUGAUUUCCUUUUGUUUAUCCACAGACUUGCUCUAACUUGUCCCCAAUUUGGAUUGAAAGGAGUCUCCAUCCCACUUUCUUUCUUUACUGAACAGGAUCAUUGCUGGAUAUUUAGGGGACUGUUCUGUUUAGACAGAACACAUUCUGGAUUUGCCUCUGUUUAUAGAUGCUGACAAAUUUCCCUGUAGAUUCUGUAAGAAGAUCACCAAAUGAAUAAGAAUUUUAAAAUCUAAGAUUAGUGUAAAGGGACAUUAAGUAUUUGCAAUAGGUUUUAUGCAUGGUAUUAUUAACUCGAGAUUUGGAAACAAGGCUUUGAGAAUGAAUCUAGCCUUGUGCUAUUCUAAUUCCAGGAAGAUAGCUUUCCGUCCUGAGAGAGCAUUGAGUGGAGCAUUUUCCUUUUUGCUGUUGGUAAUUUGAAAUGACAUCAUGAUGAGAGGAGACUUUUUAUUAAUCAUUUUGGUAAAAUCUAGCAAUAUUGUACAAGUGUUCUUUCUUUUAGGUUUUGUUGUAAAUAAUAAUCACCAUCUCAGUCCAAAGACUGUUAACCUUUUAUUGUUGUAUUAAAUGGCAUUCUUGCAUUGAUUAUUAUAAUUAUAUAUCUGUAUUUUAUUAAGAACUGCUUAAGAAAUUAUAUUAAAGUACAUUAUGAAACC
This is a messenger RNA of Grammomys surdaster, 4636 nucleotides long. RefSeq names its product T-box 18 (gene Tbx18). The record is from RefSeq and is a predicted model, not a curated record. NCBI's taxonomy places the organism in Eukaryota, Metazoa, Chordata, Mammalia, Rodentia, Muridae. The coding region runs from base 420 to 2273 and encodes 617 amino acids. The transcript has 8 exons. Gene Ontology annotation, cellular component: nucleus. Gene Ontology annotation, molecular function: DNA-binding transcription factor activity, RNA polymerase II-specific; RNA polymerase II cis-regulatory region sequence-specific DNA binding. Gene Ontology annotation, biological process: cell fate specification; positive regulation of DNA-templated transcription; morphogenesis of embryonic epithelium.